This is a messenger RNA of Caenorhabditis briggsae, 1236 nucleotides long. The record is from RefSeq and is a predicted model, not a curated record. The coding region runs from base 1 to 1236 and encodes 411 amino acids. The transcript is spliced from 6 exons. Gene Ontology annotation, molecular function: protein binding. NCBI's taxonomy places the organism in Eukaryota, Metazoa, Nematoda, Chromadorea, Rhabditida, Rhabditidae.
AUGCUCACCAAACUAGAUGUCUUCCCAUCUUGCCUGAAAACCAAUUCCGAUGGGUCUCGUCUUGUCGUCGGAUUCGUCGACGGCACUAUUCGUUUCUAUGAUACAACGAAGUUUGAUGAGAAAUCAGAGCAAUUCGAGGAGAUUUGGAGAUUCAAAACAAAAUCGAGCAUUCGAGGAGUGGAAAUCGAUGAGGGGCGGAGCCGAGUCUACGCGGUGACUCUGAAUCGAGCACUUUGUGUUUUCGAUAUGGAAACUGGAAGGAGAACCCGUUGCAUUCUAAAAUGUCACUCAUCGAAACCGAUGACCCUUUGUACCCUCCCACCGACGGCUCUGAAAUCUCAACAACUGGCGACAGCCGAUGAAUCUGGAGAAGUGAAGACGUGGAAUUUGGAUGCCGACGUGGCAAUGGUCAGGGAGUGGAAAGAGCAGUCGGAAGAGAUCAAUGAGCUUACUGUAGACUGUAAAUCGAAUCUUCUCGCGACGUCUUCUGAUGGAACACUUGGUGCCUAUGAUUUGAGAAAAGCCAAGUUUAAGGUCCGCAGUGAACUGAUGCAUUCGGAGCUGUUCGCGGUGUGCGGAACGAACCGAAAUGUGUAUGUUGGUGGUGAGGAUGGCUACGUGGAAGUAUUCAAUCUCAAAGAGUACGGUAACCUUUUGGAACGAAUCGAAUCGGGCUUCGAGAUGGGCGUCAAUGGUAUCGUGGAGCUUAGGAGCGGUCUUUUGGGACUAAUCUCGGGGGGAAGUAAUAAAAUGAGACUGUUGAAUGUGCAACCAUCGAAACGGCUGGGAAUCGCUGGAUGUCAUGGCGAUGAGAAGGAUUUGGAUGAUGGCAUUGAUGCGAUUACGAUCUCCACUGAUAAGCGUAUCGUCUACACAAUGAUCUCAUUCAGUCAGACGAUCAAAAAGUGGGAAAUGUCGCCGAUCAUCGACGGGAUUCCAAUUCUGAGAGCUCAGGAUGCGAAGACGAAAAAGAAGAGAAAGGUGGAGGGAUUCUUUGAUGGAAUGGUGGAAAAAGGAGAUGAGGAUUCUGAUGAGGAUUCAGAUGACGUGGAUGAUGAAGAGGAGGAAGAAGACGUUGACGAAGAAGAAGAAGAGGACUCUGAUGAUGAGGAUAGAGCUCCGGGAGCGAAGAAGAGAAAGGUAGAGGAUUCAGAUGAAGACGUCGACGUUGACGAUGAAGAUGAGGAAGAAGACGUGGAUGAGGAAGACGACAACGACGGUGAGGAUGAGCAAUAG